Messenger RNA from Cervus elaphus (red deer), 4183 nucleotides. Its product is annotated as mucin-3B-like. The record is from RefSeq and is a predicted model, not a curated record. NCBI's taxonomy places the organism in Eukaryota, Metazoa, Chordata, Mammalia, Artiodactyla, Cervidae. The transcript has 14 exons. Bases 41 to 4183 code for a protein of 1380 amino acids.
CGCUGGCCCUGCUCCCAGCCUCCGCGGCGCCUCCGGACCCAUGCAGCUCUUCAGGGUGCUGCGUCUCCUCUGGAUGCUCAGGGCCUUCCUGGGGUCCAUAGGAACUUCAGCCACGGCCACAUCCACCUCUAAUGAGCUUUGGCGCACUGCUCUGAGGAAUUCCCCACACUCCAAAGGCACAGCAAAGUGGCCACUGAACACCCCCCAAACUCCUCCCACUCCCGAUGCUAGGGAAAACAUACCCAAGACCAUCCGCACCUCCCCCAACUCGAAAUCCCUGUCUGAAACAUUGCUCAGAUCACCCAUCAAUUCCAACCCCCCAACAAUCCCCACGUCCAAGUUUGUCUUCAAGGUUGAAACCAGCCCACCUACCAUGAUCGUCUACAUGGGCUCGACAGAGUGCACCAAUCCAACAAGCCUCAUAAUCACCACCACUUAUCCCACCACCACCUGCGUGAGCCAGACCCACGUGUCCUUCCCCAGCUCUCACCCCACCACACCGGGGACAGAGACACCACGGACAGCCAUCACCAGUGCUUAUCCCAUGUCAACAACCAAGAGAGUCACCUCCGCCAUGACCAGUCCCCCCACAGUCACCACUCCAGGGAAAACUCCCACAACCACAGCCCCACCCUCCUCCUUUGUCCCAGCCACACACACAACCCCAGAUACUCUGAUCUCCUCUAUGACUGGUACCACUAAAAGGACCACCCCAGCCGCUGCAAGUGUCCACACAACUGCGUCUCCUACCCCAACAAGCGUGCCUAACUCUGCUACUACCCCUUCUCUGACUACUAGGAACACCUUGAUAACAACAGUGACUGACAAAAACUUCUCACCCACCACUGAUAGUACCUUGAUUACAACCACUACUUCACUUCCAGACAUGCUCAGUACUUUUAAAACAUCCACAGCCACCACUCCAGCACCCACGUCAACUGAUAUGUUAACAACACCUACAGCACCAGUUGCAUCUGCUGCUACUGAAGCAACCACUGGAAUAGGUACACCAAACACAACUCCUGUGAACACAAUGGGCUCCAUGAAAACAACACUCAUUCCAGUGACUGACAUUCCCACAGAAACUCUCACUGCCUCAGUUACUUCAGUUUCUCCAGUCGUGUCCUCAACCAGUCCUGCCACAUUUACCACAUCCAAAUCCAGCCCUGCGCCAACCAGCACUGAUACACACAUGACAUCCACUACCAAGGGACCACCCUCCACCACUGCAGCCACUACAGAAAUAGACGAGACAAGGGACCCAACAUCUCAUGCUUCUUCCACCAGGAAAACCACAUUUCUUACUACAACUAUUGUUUCUACAGAAUCUGCAACAACAGAGAUUACUUCUACUCCCCCAAUCACAUCAUCAGACACACCUACAAAUACAGUCAAUUAUCCGACAACCAUUACUUCCACUUCAGUGACUACCAAUACCUUGACAUCACCCGUCGGUAAGCCUCAGUCUUCACCUGCUCUGACCACAGAACCAGUCCUCACUACAACCUCAAACACUUCCCCUCUAUCCACUUUGAUAAUAACUACCACCCAGGCUACGUCCACCCCUCCAUUCCCCACUACUACUAUGACCACGAUCCCAACAGAAAUCACCACUCCCAGCUAUAUUUCAAACCCAGUCACCUCAAUUACGGCAACAUUGCCAACCACCUCGAUUACAGAAACGGACAAGACUGGGACUCCAAACAUAGUAACAUCCACAUCAGUAACAUCACAAAGAACAUCAGGUCUCACAUCAACCAGCUUCUCUACAGGAAGGAAAACCACACUAGCCACAACUGAGUCCACACCCAGUACCACUGUCGCAUUGACCUCUACCACCAACCUCAGCCCCACACUAACUCUGUCUAGCACCUCACCUACAAGCACAGACACAAAUUUCAUUUCAUCUUUUGCCACUACCCAAGAUACUGACACAACCUUCAGCGUUGAAGCAACUUCAGCCACCAGGCCGAGUACAACAUCCAUGUUCAUGAGUGCCCACAGCACAGUGACUCCUUUCCCCUCUACCAGCAGGCCAGCUACAUCUCUAGGCACUUCUUCCAUGUCUACCAGCACUACCAGGACCACUCAGGAAGACAGUACCACCUCACCUGCCACAAGCACCGAUGCACUGCACACAACCACAGUGACUCCUCCCAGUGACACCUCUAACCAGCCGGUCACCACGGAGGUGUCCUCUCCUCCAUCAGUCACAUCAUCUGCCACUCCCAUCAGCACACUAUAUUCUCCUGCAUCCACCACUUCGACUUCUAUUGGCAACAAUACCUUGACAUCAUCCACGAGUGUGCCUUCAUCCACUCCUACCACAACCACAGAGCCAGCCUCCACUUCCUCCAGAAGCACGAGCCCUCUAUCCACCUUGACAACCAAGAUCGCCACUCCCUACACCACUUCUGUCCCUUCACCUUCCACCAACAUCCCCAACUGUGCCUCCAUCCUCUGCCAGUACAGAACCCCCUACCCCGACACCACCCACCACUACAUCUCUAGGCACGUCUCCCGUGUCUACCACCACUACAAGGACGGCUCAGGCAACGAGUACCACCUCACCUGCCACAAGCACCGUCACAUCCUCAGCCACUCCCACCAGCACACUAUAUUCUCCGCCAUCCACCACCUCGACUGCCAUCACCACCAAUACCUUGACAUCGUCCACGAGUGUGCCUUCAUCCACUCCUACCACAACCACAGAGCCAGCCUCCACUUCCUCCAGAAGCACGAGCCCUCUAUCCAGUAUCCCCACUCCCUACACCACUUCUGUCCCUUCACCUUCCACCAGUACUCCUACCAGCACAGCCACAUCUGCAUCCACUGCAUCCCUCCCUGUCUCCACCACUUUGCAGACAUCCCCAACUGUGCCUCCAUCCUCUGUCAGUACAGAUACCCCUACCCCGACAACACCCACCACUACAUCUCUAGGCACGUCUCCCGUGUCUACCACCACUACAAGGACGGCUCAGGCAACGAGUACCACCUCACCUGCCACAAGCACCGUCACAUCCUCAGCCACUCCCACCAGCACACUAUAUUCUCCGCCAUCUACCACCUCGACUGCCAUCACCACCAAUACCUUGACAUCGUCCACGAGUGUGCCUUCAUCCACUCCUACCACAACCACAGAGCCAGCCUCCACUUCCUCCAGAAGCACGAGCCCUCUAUCCAUCCAUACCACUGCGAUCCUCACCUCUUCAACCACCUACUCCACCACGAGCACAGCCACAUCUGCAUCCACUGCAUCCCUCCCUGUCUCCACCACUGUGCAGACAUCCCCAACUGUGCCUCCAUCCUCUGCCAGUACAGAAACCCCUACCCCGACACCACCCACCACUACAUCUCUAGGCACGUCUCCCGUGUCUACCACCACUACAAGGACGGCUCAGGCAACGAGUACCACCUCACCUGCCACAAGCACCGUCACAUCCUCAGCCACUCCCACCAGCACACUAUAUUCUCCGCCAUCCACCACCUCGACUGCCAUCACCACCAAUACCUUGACAUCGUCCACGAGUGUGCCUUCAUCCACUCCUACCACAACCACAGAGCCAGCCUCCACUUCCUCCAGAAGCACGAGCCCUCUAUCCAUCCAUACCACUGCGAUCCUCACCUCUUCAACCACCUACUCCACCACGAGCACAGCCACAUCUGCAUCCACUGCAUCCCUCCCUGUCUCCACCACUGUGCAGACAUCCCCAACUGUGCCUCCAUCCUCUGUCAGUACAGAUACCCCUACCCCGACAACACCCACCACUACAUCUCUAGGCACGUCUCCCGUGUCUACCACCACUACAAGGACGGCUCAGGCAACGAGUACCACCUCACCUGCCACAAGCACCGUCACAUCCUCAGCCACUCCCACCAGCACACUAUAUUCUCCGCCAUCCACCACCUCGACUGCCAUCACCACCAAUACCUUGACAUCGUCCACGAGUGUGCCUUCAUCCACUCCUACCACAACCACAGAGCCAGCCUCCACUUCCUCCAGAAGCACGAGCCCUCUAUCCAGUAUCCCCACUCCCUACACCACUUCUGUCCCUUCACCUUCCACCAGUACUCCUACCAGGUCCACGACAGAAAUCACCACUCCCACGGACACUGCAGCCCCCACCUCGACCACAACCCCUCUGUCCCCGCCCUCCACUACAGAAACCACCCAGGCUGCUAG